UAUACAAAAACAUUUUGAUUCACUAGCUUCAAUUUCAUUUUUCCCCAACAAAAAUUCCUUAAACUUUAAGGAAAAUCUAGUUAUUUCGUUCAUGUAAAUUAUAAAAAAAGUGUGUUUUUUGCAAACUCUUCUAACGGUUUAUGAGUUUGUUAUUGUUUUGAAAAAAAAUAAAAACAAAAUUAAAUCACAAACAAAACUUUGAAAAACUGAAAAAAAUGUGAAAUUUCUUUAAAUGAAAAAGAGAAAAAAUUGUGCUUAUAAAAGAAAACAUUCAUAAAAUAUCAUCAAAGAACAUUUGUUCCCUAGAAAACGCGUUAUUUUUAUAUAAUUUAUUGCCUCGAAGCCCUUUGUAAAUUUGGUGAUAUCUUAACAACAUGGAACGUAAAAAAGUUCUAGAAUUGGAUAAAAUCUGUCGUGUUUGCAUAUGUGAACGCAAAGAUAUGCGACCGCUGUUUAGUGAAAAAGUCGCCGAUAUGCUAAUGGAAUGUGCCAGUGUGUGUGUUAGACCCACUGAGGGUUGGCCCGAUAAGAUAUGUGUACAAUGUGUACAUGCUGUCUCACGUUGUCAUGCCUUUAAAAUGCAAGUCGAACGUAGUGAUAAAGAAUUGCGAGAAUAUAUUAAAUCCUUAACGGUAAGAGUGGUAAUAGAAGAUUCGCCAUCAGCAACGCAGACACCGGCCACACAACAAACCGAAAUGAAAAUGCAUCAAACCACCACUAGAGUGGUGUUAGAUGAAGCUCAAGGUUUGAAACUGCAACAAAGUCAAGCUAAAUUAAUAGCUUUACAGCAGCAGCAACAGUUGUUAAUACAACAGCAACAAGAACAAAAGCAACAGAAGCUAAUACAAAAACAAUUAAAACAGCAGCAGCAGCAACAGGAACAGGAGGAAAAACAACAAAUGUUACUGCAACAACAGCAGCAACAGCAGCAGCAACAACAACAACAACAACAGCAGCAGCAAAUAGUUUUGCAAAAUAAAAAGAAAACUUUGGCCUUAAAUAAACAAAAACAACAGAGUGUGCUUAAGAAACAUCAGCAGCAGCAACAACAACAACACCAGCAACAGCAACAACAAACUAUUGUGAUGCAGCAACAGCAGCAGCCACACAUGAAAACUAUGCAACCACAACAAAAUCCUCAUAUUUUGCAACAACAGAUACUCUCCGACUCCAUUACCGUACAAAAUCCCCGCCUUCAAACCACACAAUCAAUAAUGAGUUCUCCUCCCUUAUUACCCAUUCCCACAACAAACUCCAAUAACACUAAUACACUAGUACCACAUACCAAUACUAGCACCUCCCUGCCACAACAAUUAGUCCUACCAAAUGGACAAAUUAUAACCACCACUCAAAUCCUCACCACUAAUAGCAAUGGCCAACAACAAUUGGCACAAUUAAUCAAUCCACAACCGGCAGCACCACCGCCGGUUACUCAGCAUCAAACACAAUUUGCUCCCCAGUUGAUACAGACGACAAGUGGUCAAACAUUGCAACUGAUACAGCAACCAAAUGGUCAGCAAAUCUUGCAAUUGGUGCAUAUUGUUCCUCAUCGUUCCGUAGUGGGAACGGGAGGCAAUUCAAAUACCACCACCAUACUCGAUGAUGAACACAUUACCAUGGUGGAUGAAGAAACGCUAAUGGAACAGACUGAACAACAUCUCAUCGAUGAUGAUGAAGUGGAUGAUCAAGGGAUGGGUGAUGGGCAAAGAGAACAAAUCUGUGAAACCAUAGUGGUGGAUGAAGAACAAAUGCAAGUACAUCACGGCCAGCAUCAUCAUCAUCAGUUGUUGCAACAAAAUGAAGAUCUGGAAUAUCUGGAUGAUAUAACAGUGACCACAUCACAACAGCAGCAGCAGCAACAUCAUCAGCAGCAUCACCAUCAUCACUCCCAGCAUCAACAACUGAUACUACAGGAUGUAACAGUGGUGCAUGAGGUCGUUGAUGAUGAUGAUCCAGAUGAUGAUCGUGAUCAUGAUGAUAUAAUCGAGGAGAUACACAUGGAAGAAGAGAUGCUGGAUGAUGAUAAUACUGGCGCUGUUCUUUUAGAAACCUCAAAUGGUUCUGAUUUCAUAACCGAUGAGCAGCUCGAACAGCAUCAACAAUUGCUGGCCUCUGUAGAGGAAGAUGAAGAAUUAUGCCAACAACAGCAAGAUAUGGCAGAGCAUGAAAACUCUUUGGCUCAAUACACCAUAGUGGAACACUGUGUGGGAGAUGAAGAUGAUGCCGAUGCCUUAGAGGAAGCCGAAGUUAAUGCUGUUCUUCAUGCAGCCUGUGGUGGUGGUAUUAUCAAUGAAAAUGAUGACAUGAUGACGGGAGAAACAACACAGAAAACUGUUAGCAACUCUAUGACCACCAACACUACGACAACAACGGCCAACACACCCUCAAAGAAAGCCCGUCGAGCAGCUAAUACACACACUAACAAAUCCUUAGCAUCUUCGCGUCUGCUGCAAGCAACCGCCAAUUCUAUAGCCGCAGCUGCUGCCCUCGAUGAUGACACCGAAAUGGAUUCUAAAAUUAUAGCCGAAUUUAUUAAUCAACAGACUUCCGUUCUAGGAACAGGACGCUACAAGUGCAAUCUAUGCCAACAGGAAUUUAAACAAUUCAAAGGGCUACACAAUCACAUGCAUUCGCAUUCCAAUUGGAUACGAGCGAAUUGUAAGAAACAACCACAAUGUGAAAUUUGCCACAAGACCUUUAAGGGACCGGGUAUGUUGCGUAUGCAUAUGAAAACCCAUCAAUCGGCAGCCAAAAUACCCACCUGUCAUAUUUGCGGCAAAACUUUCAAGUCCAAGGCCAUACUCUAUCGUCAUCGGCACAUACAUCAACAGCGUUCGUUUGCCUGUGCCAUAGACAAUUGUCGCAAACACUUUUCAAGUGCUGUCACUCUAAAGGCUCACGCUGAACGUAAACAUCCACAAACGUUAAAUGUGCCCAAAUUUAAAUGUGGCGAAUGCAAUAAUCUUUUCUUUGAUGUAGAAGAUUUACAGGAACAUGUACAAAUAACCGGUCAUGGUGGUGUCAAUAAUGGCAAUACUUCGGGCAAUUCCUCACAUGAACUAAAUCUCUCGAAUGAACAAAACGAUGGUGAUUCCGGUCAAGGCACACAAACGGUCACCAUGCAUGAAGUGGUCAAUAGCAAUGGUGAUGUUUUUAUAGUUACGCAGGCGUAGUUUUAAACUGUAAAUUAAAUUCAUUUGUUGUCUUUUAAUUUUAAUUAGCGGUUUCUUUCUCCUUUUCUCUCAUUAGAAUGGGAAUUUUAUUGUUGUUUAAUAUAAUUAAUUUAUAGAUUUGAUCACAUUAUAAUAUUAAAAAUCUGUGCAAAUAAUUUUUAUAUUAUAAAAAAUGUAUAUAGUUAUUGUAUGUACUUAGUUUAGGUACUCGUUUAUAAUUAAGAAGUUUUUUAAUUAAUUAACACUUUUUUUAUUUUUCAGUUUUUUUUUUGGCAAUAAAUCAAAUAAAAAGAAAUUAUUUUUAUAUAAAUACGUA
This is a messenger RNA of Lucilia sericata (common green bottle fly), 3489 nucleotides long. RefSeq names its product transcription factor SPT20 homolog. Gene Ontology annotation, molecular function: DNA-binding transcription factor activity, RNA polymerase II-specific; zinc ion binding; RNA polymerase II cis-regulatory region sequence-specific DNA binding. Gene Ontology annotation, cellular component: nucleus. The record is from RefSeq and is a predicted model, not a curated record. Gene Ontology annotation, biological process: regulation of transcription by RNA polymerase II. NCBI's taxonomy places the organism in Eukaryota, Metazoa, Arthropoda, Insecta, Diptera, Calliphoridae.